Oldenlandia corymbosa var. corymbosa is the source of this 3589-nucleotide messenger RNA. The record is from the annotation of a GenBank genome assembly. Lineage: Eukaryota; Viridiplantae; Streptophyta; Magnoliopsida; Gentianales; Rubiaceae.
CAGCCAUAUUACCCUUAUAAAAAAUUGCUAGCUUCAUUUCGACUCCUAAAUUUUUUUUUUGCCCUUUCCGUAAAUUCCAAAUAAACCGGCACAUUGGAGGAUAUCAUGUCCUUGUACUUCCCGUUUUUUCCAAUUAAAUAAAAGAAAAUUUUCACACACUCACACAGUCAAUUUAGUCUCUGAUUCUUCGUCAUCAUAUAAGAAGAGAUCGCCGAGUCCUCGGAGAUUCAAAGCAGAAUAUAAUAGUAUCCUCUCUGUCUUUGAUAGAUUUCGGAGUUUUUUUAGCUCAAAUCUAUAUAGUCAUUAUAUAUAUUUAUAAUCGGUGAUUGUGUGUGUGUCGGUGUGUGGAUCUAGAUCUUGGUUGUGUGGUCUGUGUAGAAAUAGUUACAGAGUAAGAUAGAGAGAGAAGGAGAGAUCUAGUGUGAGAGGAUUGAGAUGGAGGUCGCGAGGCCUCAAGUGUGGAUCGCCGCGUCGAUCGUCAUCGUCGGACUGCUCUUCGCCACCGCUCAUGGUUUCUACCUCCCCGGUGUCGCGCCGCAGGAUUUCUUGACUGGAGAUGAUCUCAUGGUCAAAGUAAACAAGCUGACCUCUACAAAGACACAACUUCCUUACUCCUAUUAUUCCCUCCCGUAUUGUACUCCAAAAACCAUUGUUGACAGUGCAGAGAAUCUUGGAGAAGUUCUUCGUGGUGACCGCAUUGAGAACUCGCCUUAUGUGUUCAAAAUGCGGCAACCCCAGAUGUGCCAGAUCGUUUGCCGCGUUGUCCUUAAUGCAAAAACUGCGAAAGCAUUCAAGGAGAAAAUCGAGGAUGAAUAUCGGGUGAACAUGAUCUUGGAUAAUCUACCUCUUGUUAUGCCCAUAAAGAGACCUGAUCAGGAAACUGUGGUGUACCAACAUGGUUUCCAUGUUGGGCUUAAAGGACAAUAUGCUGGUAGCAAAGAAGAGAGACAAUUUAUCUACAACCAUCUAUCAUUUACCGUGAAGUAUCACAGGGAUACAGAAAGUGAAGCUGCCAGAAUUGUCGGAUUCGAAGUUAAACCUUUUAGUGUAAAGCAUGAAUAUGAUGGUACAUGGAGUGAUAAUGUUAGAUUAACUACCUGUGAUCCCCAUGCAAAACGAAGUGUGACCAACUCAGAUUCUCCUCAAGAGGUUGAUGAUAAGAAGGAAAUUAUUUUUACCUAUGAUGUUCAGUUCGAGGAGAGUGAUGUGAAAUGGGCAUCUCGGUGGGAUACCUAUCUUCUAAUGUCUGAUGAUCAAAUUCAUUGGUUCUCAAUUGUGAAUUCUUUGAUGAUUGUUCUCUUCCUUUCGGGCAUGGUUGCUAUGAUUAUGCUGCGUACUCUUUAUCGCGACAUCUCCAAGUACAACCAGCUAGAGACUCAGGAAGAAGCUCAGGAGGAGACUGGGUGGAAACUGGUCCAUGGGGACGUCUUCAGGCCUCCAACAAACUCAGACUUGCUUUGUGUUUAUGUUGGGACUGGUGUUCAGUUCUUUGGGAUGACAUUAGUUACCAUGGUUUUUGCAUUACUUGGGUUCCUCUCCCCUUCAAACCGUGGUGGAUUGAUGACAGCUAUGCUUCUUCUCUGGGUCUUCAUGGGUCUCUUUGCUGGAUUCGCAUCUGCUCGUCUUUACAAGCUGUUUAAAGGAACAGAAUGGAAGAGGAUUGCUCUUCGUACUUCAUUCAUGUUCCCGGGGAUUGUGUUUGUCAUUUUUUUUGUGUUGAAUGCCUUGAUUUGGGGCGAGAAGUCUUCUGGGGCGGUGCCAUUUGGAACCAUGUUUGCCUUGGUGGUUUUGUGGUUUGGCAUCUCAGUUCCACUUGUUUUUGUGGGUAGUUAUGUAGGAUUUAAGAAGCCUGCUAUUGAGGAUCCAGUGAAGACGAAUAAGAUCCCAAGGCAGAUACCCGAACAGGCCUGGUACAUGAACCCAGUUUUCUCCAUCUUAAUUGGAGGGAUACUACCAUUUGGAGCGGUAUUCAUUGAGCUCUUUUUCAUUCUCACCUCAAUCUGGCUGCACCAGUUCUACUAUAUCUUCGGCUUCCUUUUCCUUGUGUUCAUCAUCCUGGUUGUCACUUGUGCUGAGAUCACCAUCGUGCUGUGCUAUUUCCAGCUUUGUAGUGAGGAUUAUCUGUGGUGGUGGAGAUCAUACCUGACUUCAGGGUCAUCAGCUCUCUAUCUCUUCCUUUAUGCUGCAUUUUACUUCUUCACAAAGCUGGAGAUCACAAAGCCAGUAUCUGGCAUUUUGUACUUUGGUUACAUGCUAAUAGCCUCGUACGCAUUCUUUGUGUUGACUGGAACAAUCGGCUUCUACGCAUGUUUCUGGUUCACAAGGCUCAUAUACUCAUCCGUGAAGAUUGAUUGAGGUGGAAGCUGAAGAAAGUAGUCUAUGCUUCCAAGACAAUUGUGAACCAGCUUGAAACUGGGUAAGGUGGCGAAGGGUUCCCACGAUCAUUGUUUGGUUCAAGUUUCAACUGCUUAAUCAUAUAGUAAUGUCAUUUAACCUGUAUACUGGUCAUUUGAAGGUUGACCAUCCUUUUUUUUUUUUUGUUAAUUGCUGUUAGUGUACUGUUUUUGCAUCUCCAAGAAGACAUUAUGCAUAGAUUUUAGAAAAGAAUACUUAUUUUAUGACAUGAUGACUGAAUUUCUUGUACGAAUUUUGAUUCAUAAAUUACCACAGGAUAGUUAGCUGGUCCAACUUUUCUCAGAACUGCAGGUGGUUGACUAAGCUUUGCCUUCCCCUGAACUUUUUUUGCUCGGGUUUGUGGGAGCUUGUAAUGGCAUUAAGGACCUAGCUGCAGUUGAUACUAGGUGAGAUCACAUUUAAGAACUUCUGCAAGCUCUUAAAUGCUGUGAUUCUCAAAACGUUGAUGUAGAAUGUAGACUGUAUUUGCAGAAAGAGUAUUCCAUGUUUAUGGAGGUGAGCCGGCAACCAGCGUCUAACAUUGGCAACCAGAGUCAAAUUCAUCUUCCGCCUUCAGAAUGGUGGAUACUUGGGUCUUACUUUUUAUGAUUUCUCUGAAAUAAGACUUCCAUUUCUUAAAAGAUCUUGAACCAAUGUUUCACGAGAGAACUCGUAUGGAUUUCAAUUAGUUUUGAUGCAGUAUGAGCAAAAAAGAGCAUCCACAAUCUCAUAGACAGUAACACAAUACGAAGAAUACCAUCAACAAUUGCGGUGUCAAAGCAAGAAAUUGGCAGCUACGGUUCAGGUGUACAUCCGUCUAGACUACACGGAACAAAAUGCAGGAGACAAGCUUUUUGGGCAAGUCAUCAUCAGGGUAUUUAGUAAGCAAAAACAAGAUUUUCGUAAUCCGUGACAAAUGGACCCAAAGGUUUCCAAGGAAUGCUCAAGGGCCAUAUGACGACUUAUCAACAGAGUAUCAACAUAUCAAAGUGAAUUGGCCGAAGCCCAAUGUUGUCUUCCCCAUUACUCCAUCAAAUAUCUACUGACUUUUGUAACACCACUACCUGGGAUUAUACUUAACAGAUUGACAAUAUCUUAUCCCAUGCUUCCGAUGUGAUGUGUAAAACCAGCUUUUUGUUUAAGUUAAUAAAUAUAUGGAUAAGGAUUCAGAGGCAGCUACUUAGUCCAGUUUCAU